Messenger RNA from Tetranychus urticae (two-spotted spider mite), 1336 nucleotides. Its product is annotated as 2-aminoethanethiol dioxygenase. Gene Ontology annotation, molecular function: oxidoreductase activity, acting on single donors with incorporation of molecular oxygen, incorporation of two atoms of oxygen. Lineage: Eukaryota; Metazoa; Arthropoda; Arachnida; Trombidiformes; Tetranychidae. The record is from RefSeq and is a predicted model, not a curated record. Gene Ontology annotation, cellular component: mitochondrion.
AAACGAAACGCCUCUUUUCUACAAUAUGUGUAUAAAAAUUUGACUCAAAUUAUUUGAGUGUUCACUGUACAUGCAUUUGUGUUAUCACCUUAAUUACCAUUUGUUAAUAGUAAAUUAGUUUAAUUAAAUAGUUUAAGGUUAGAUAUUGUUUACCUUAAAGAACAAAUUAAUGUCUUGGAAUGUUUGCCAAUCAUCUAAGCUUUCAUUUACAAUUGGAUCAGUCCUCUAAACUAAGGUUUCAAUAUUUAUCUGGUAUUACUUCUCUAAAGCGUUACUGGUAUUAUUGUGUGUUGUCCUGACUUUCCUCGUCCCAGCUCUUUUUCUUCGUAUCUUCUUAUUUUCAAUAUUGUUGAUUGUGAUAAUCCUGUAUUUGAUUAGAGAAUUUUUGCUGAUCAUUCUUUUUCGAAAGCUAAAACUGCCACCUAAGAUAUCCAAGAUAAAAUAUCAUUCAAUUGUCUAACUGGUAAUCAUGACAUCGUUGAUACAAAGUGUUGUUAGAUUGGCUCAACAAACAUUUUCCAAGCAAGUUAAUGAAGAAUCUUUGGGUCGACUGCGUAGCUUAUUUUUUAACCUUACGGCUCGUGAUGUUGACUUUAAAGGUGACCUAUUAGAGGAUAAAAAAUGUGGAUUAAAAGGUCCAACUAUACAUGUGCACAUUUAUGAAGAUGACCACCAAUCAAUUUCUAUAUUUGGAAUUCGUGAAGGUAAAAAAAUACCGUUGCAUGAUCACCCUGAUAUGUAUGGAAUUAUUAAAGUUAUUCGAGGAGCGAUAAAAAUUAAGUCAUUUACCAAGCUUUCAGUGAAAGAAGUUUCAGCUGCCCCAAAAGAAAUUUUGUCGAAAGUUUCUUGGAGACAAAAACAUCUCUUAUUACCUACUGUGAUGACAGGAGAGAAAAUAGUCACUACGGAAAACGAGCCAUGCAUCUUAUAUCCCACCGACAACAAUAUUCAUGAGGUGACCUCGAUAGAAGGCUUGUCUGCAUUUGUUGACUUACUUUCUCCACCUUAUCAAGAAGGAGAACGGGAUUGCCAUUUCUACUCUGUUCUUGGUUCCGCAUUCGAUCCUAAGCUCAAUCUAACUGUUACCUGGCUCUUAGAAGUAGAUUCUCCAGCUUCUUAUUGGUGUGAUAAUAUUCCUUACACAGGCCCACCAGUUUGACCGUGGAUUUUCGUUAAUGCUUUCUAUCUGUAUCAUGGUAAUUUUCCCGAUACAUGUACAUGACAUUUAAAAUUUACUACAUCUAUUGAAAUUUCAGUGAGAAAAUAGAAGUGUCAAGCCUUAUUUGAAUUAAUCAGUUUAAUAUUAAUAAUCAAGUUUUUAUUUUUACUGCUACAA